GAAGGGUGUGUGUUCACAAGAACACACUCUUCCCCUCCUACAUGCAUGCCACCAGCCACUGUUGUCUCUCCGGCAGAGAGGAGAAAGUUGAUGCAAAUUCCGAGUAAUCUCUAGGAGCUUCCAGACACCCGAGCAAGCCCAGGUUUCUUCUGUUCUCUCCGACACAUUUACUCUGUUUCACUCACAUACACCCACCAGCCAUCACUGCUGGUACUGUAGAGGGAAGAAAAGACACAAGGAGGACUGUUACAGAUCUUUAUACCCAGCUGCUCACCCAGCCACCACCAGACAAUUUGGCAAAGAUGUGGACUUUUCUUGUAGGGGUGAUCUUUGGAAUACUGGCCUCUGGCAGUUCAAGACAACUUCAAGUUAACUCUCGCACCUGCAGUUAUGCAGGCGUAUUUCUGGUUGAGGGAGAGAGUCGCCACUCUCUGACUUUUGAAAUGGCCAGAAAAGUCUGUGAGCAGCUGGAGAGCACGAUGGCAAGUCCAGAGCAGGUCCAACUGGCCUAUAACAGCAGCAUGGAAACGUGCAGGUACGGUUGGAUCAACAAUGGGAGCAGCGUCAUUCUCAGGCAAACUCAGCAUGAAAACUGUGCAAGGAACCUGACUGGGUUUAUUGUUAAUUCACAUACUGAAGAUCAAUUUGAUGCUUACUGUUAUGACGAAAAUGAUAAUGCUGAGAAGAACUGCAGCAAAGCUUUCCGGGAAAACAGAGUCUUACUCUCAGACACAACAGCUCUGACAUCACCACAGCCUCUGACCGACGGCACAACAGAGUCAGAAACAAUUCCACUGGAGGACUGGAUAAAUUCUCCAACAGCUGCAACUACACCUGAAGAUCUGAGUAAGGAUGAUUUCACUACGGUUCCCGAGGAGGGAAACCCCGCUGGAGGAAGCAACRUCACUUCUGCUUUCACUACAAUGGAGUCAGACCCGAGUGAUGGAUCUGGGAUGGGGCCUGCUCAACCAGAGGAGGAAAAAACAACUCCAGUGAUCAACGCUGAAACAACAUGGGCUGAAAAGAGACCUAUUGAUACCAAUGAUGCCAAACCGAAUAGCGGAGGAAGAUCAUUUAAUUUGGGAAAUGAUAAUGAGAAUAAAAAAGACAGCAGCUCAUCAGACUGGCUGGUUGUUCUUGGUGUUAUUGUAGCAGUUGGUGCAAUUCUCCUUGUGUGUGCAGCUGCUGCCAGGAGAAAAGGGUGGUGUGGCAGAAAGCAAACGCUGAAUAUCACAACCAAAGACGGCAGCGACGGCAACGGGGUCGCAGCUGCAGCAUGCAGCUCCCACAACCCGGAGAGAGAGCAGGAGAUGGUGACCCUCAUGAACAAGGAGGCCAUCCAGGAGAACGGCAACACGGAGGAGUUCACUGUCAUCACGUUAGAGGAGUCUCCAGAUAAAGACCAGCAGGCCUGAGAGUUGGGCAGAAAAGAGCCGGGGAGGUUGGGGGGAAGACUUUUGAGAGGAUAAAAGAGUUGGAGGUUGUUGGAUGGGCUUGUAGUGGACGGGCACUGAGUAAGAGCAUUUGAAUGUGUCAUUUCGUGUUCAACUAAAGUACAAAGUUUUGCACAAAACGCUUUUUAAAGAGGCUAAGCAUUUCAGAUCAGUGUGCAAGAAUGAGAGAUUUAGAACAAAAUAACAGAAUGUGUUUAUUUUCCGUUCACGUUACUUACUGUGUGUGCUAUUUUUAAUUAUUGAUUAUAGGGAGUUCUAAGAGUGGGUGAAAAGCUUUUUGUUAAAUUUGAUGACUGUAAAAGUCUAUCAAUUAAUCUUAACCAGAAAAAGAAAUAAACGGUAAUUUUCUUUUUGUUAAGUUUUAUUUAAGAGAGACAGAGAGAGAGAAAAAAAACUUCCCUUAUUUCUUUAUUUUCUGUUUUUCCUUUUCUGCACAUAUUUCAGACGUCCUGUUGUCUGUAAUUGUUGCUUUAAGAAAACUGGGGAUGCMUCAAUYGCAAUUAUCUUCCUUUUGACUCUGUUUUCCCUGUCUGUGUACAUAAUAUGAAACUUUACAAAUGUUGCAAUAGCUGCCAUUGCUUUUUGUUAUUUUUUUUCAUAGGAUAAUGCUUUGUCGAUUCAGCUUGAAGGACUGCUGCUGUUUCUAGUAGUAUUUAAUCAGAAACUGUACCUUAGAGGUAAAUGUUUUGGUUUGUGAAGGUCAGAAUAGAUAGCAUCCCGAAUCAGCAUGAUUUAUAGCUUUCCAAAGUGAGUGCUUAGUGCACAACCGACGAUGAUGAAUACAGAAAUAAGAUUAUGUUUUGAUCAUACUGUGUGGAUGAAAAGUGUAUUAUAGAGAAUCUGCUCGACAGAUACUGAUUUUGAAACAAAAUAAAGAACUGGGUGAUAUUUCAAGCACGUUUAUCAAUUUUGAGAUAAACUCAAGCUCAAUUUUUAUGAAAUGAGGUGUAAAUACUGGACAUCCAAAAUGAGAAGUUAAUCCACUGCAGACUUAGCAAUGCAAAAGGCUUAAUCAAGAGAAACAUACGUUUGCUCUGAACCUGAUGGGAUAAAAGAAGCUGAUGGUCAUGUUCUAUGUUUCUGUAUAAAGCUUUCAAUCUUGUAAUCAUCUUUUUUCUAUUGAACUUGCUGUAGCUUGACUAUAUCGCACACAUUAUGUAUUAAUCAAAUUUAUUCUGUGUGUGGCCAAUGUAGCUUUUAGAAUAAGACUAAAUUAUAUACAGUCAUUGUGAAUGACAUACUUUUGACUUGUUACUUAAGUUUAUUUUUUACAUUUUCCUUUGAUUUGAAGAGGACAAAGUGUUGCACUAGAGUAGGUAGGCAGGUUUGACAAAACGAUUUUGCUGAAAAGAUCUGUAAAGUGACAACAAAAUAAAUAAAAUGUGUACAGAUGCGCUGGAACACGGUGUUCACCGACUGAUCACUCUGUGAGCACGGGAACAAAAGGGAAAUAAAUGAACGCCAUGACAGGAAACGCAUGUUGCAUUUCUCCCACGUAACAGGAAGUAAGGUUUCCAUGGYACCAGAGUUGGGAUGCAGGAAAACGUUAGCACAGGAUAAAAGGAGUGAGACAAAGAGAGACAUUGUGAAAGAUACCCAUGGCAUCCUUCCAAAAGCAACCCGCAAGAUUGUCAGGAGUGUAUAAUAGCCGACUUUGCAUGCACUAAUUAUAGAGUAGUAAAAGUAAUGUAACACUUCUAUUGUCAUAAAAGCACGUUUUAUAUUAUGUGGGAUCUUGAAAAAACAUUUUUCUUAGUUUUCACUCAAUUUAAAAGAGUACUAUUAUGUAGUUUACAACUCUGAUUUCCUUGGCUUUCUAGGUUCAGGUUUCUCCAUGUGGAUCAAAUGCAUGCAUAAAGAGUUCACCAGCAUUGCAUGGUUGUUACUGUUUUCUCUAUAUUGGUGCUUUGAUGGACACACAAUCUGUCCAGGAAGCUCUCUACUGCAAAACUAAGUAUACGAUAUAUGCAGAGGACUGUGUGAACAGUCUUCGUCUAAAGCAUGACUGAAAAACUAGUUGUUGUUUUCAAAGUUGUUUUCAGUGAUGUUCAAUUAAAAGAACUGAAACUAUGCAACUUAUUUAAUUCAUUUAACCUUUAUUUAACCAGGUCGGAUUAUUAAAGAACUAAUUCUCAUUAACUGCGUCAGAGACCACAGGUGGAAACUAGCACUUAGAGCUACACAGUGCAUUUCCCCUCUUGUGGUCAAUGUAUAUAUUUUUCAACCAAUCAAUAUUUUUAAAAAAAUACUUUUCUACCUUCAAAAACAUACCUUGAAUGGUUUGUUUUUACCCCUACGUCUUUAACAAGGUGGAUUCAGGCAACAUAUUAUAAGUGAUAAGAUACUCAUUCCAAUUAGUUUGUUUUUAAAACAAGUUUAAUUGUUGCUAAUAUAAGUUUAAUUGCAUUUACAUUUUUUACAUAGGUGCUGUAUUUGUUAAUGUUACACAUUAAAUACUGGUGAUGAGAAGCAUUCCUGCUGUUACACCAGGUUUCUAAAAUCUCUCUCCAGCUUUUUGCUCUUGCACAGACAAGGCAAGUUCAUGUAAAAAAGCAAAUACAGGAACAAAUUAUGACAGCUGAAAGUUACAAAUCAGUAAUUAUUUAUAUGCAUAUUGCCACCAGUAGUUUUGUAAUCAAAUAUGUCUUAGUAGAUAGAGGAGGAUAGAUAUAUAGAACAGUUCUACACGACCGCUAGCUCUCAUCAGCUGUUCCCUCAGUAAAGAGGAAAUAAUUUUUCCUUUUUUCAAUUUUCUACUUUAAUAGCUUUUUCCACCACAUGCAGUUUAACUUUUCUUAUCAUCUUUUUAACGUAUUUCUUGGUUUCAAAAUACAAUUAUUUUCAUAUUUUACUUUAAUUUCCUGAAAAGCACUUUAAGUUGUCAUGUAUUUAAAUUGUCAUGUACAAACAACUUAAACUAAAGUGAAUGAGAACACACGUAAAAUUUAAAAAUAGUAUAUAACUGCAGGAGCAUAUGGACAUUUAAAGAUUAGUUUUACCUCUUAGGUAAAGUAAAUACCUAAAUGAUGUGUAUUCACACACUGGGUUCCCUUAUUUGCUGAAAUGUGUAUUAUUUUUGAGUCCUAAUUUGAAGAAGUCUCAUCAAAUUAGGCAAAAAAAAGGCUAUAAAAUAAAUGCAAUGAAGUGUAAGCUAGGUCAUUUAUCUUUAAAAUCUAAUAAGCAGUAAGUCAACCUGAAGUAUUAACAACAGCUAACUGAACACCAUUCAGACAGAUUAAAUUAGUGCUCCUGUACCAUAAGGAGAACAACUGUAAAAGUCACCACAAUUCAAAAAUCUCAAAACAGCACUUAGUUAUGAACAUUUAUUAGUUAUAUUUGUAUAUGUACACCAAAGGUACAACAUUUGUUGAUAUGUAGAAACAGAAUUUUUUUUUUUUGUUUUCAUGUCAACCAAAAUCUGAGGAAAGAAUGCUUCAUUCUAUUUUUUUUUAACCCAAUUGUAUAUUUCUCACACACAUACUCUCUUGCCAUUACAUUGAUAUUACAACAUCAUUACAAUAAGGGCAGACCCCCAGCUCAUUUAAGGCAGCGAUGAAACAGACCAUCAUGUCUACUUAUGGAGUUCUUCAAAAAGAUACACUUUACAGUGUUUAAAAGCAUUCCAGCUUUCCAUUGUCAGUUACUUUGCAUCUAAUUAGUAACAUUUAGCUGAGCAGGCGUCAGAUCUCUCAGCAUACCUGUUUAGUGUAAAAUUCAAAAAGCUAUUGAGACUGAAGGCAAUAAAAAAAAAUAAAACCGUGGGAUUCAAACUUUACUGGCAUUGGUUGUGCAACAGACGUGGAAUGUGUGAAGUAGUGGUGAACUGAAGGCAGGCAUGGACUCUAAUGUGUCUAGAUAUUCAUGGCUUGUAGGUUUAAAUGAAUCAGUUGAACAAAUAUGCCUGAGACUAAGAAGCCAGCAUGUUUCCUUUAAAAAUAUUUCAGAUAAUUCACCUGAGGAUUGUUGCUCUUUACUCUGGUAGGCAUAGGAAUAGCACAGGUAUUUAUUCUCUCUGAUUAACUUCUUGGCUAUGAUUUAUCUCUCUCUGUAUGUCCCACACCAAGGGCAAACUUGACCCUCUAUUUUUGUCUUUAAACACCUUCACAACAUCAGUUUUACCCUAAAUAAGUGAGAUUGGCCUCCUUAUAAAACAAGAAACCUUCUUUUACUCUUGUCUUUCUUUAUUUCUCUUCUUAACCACCUCUCUCUCUUUUCACAGACUGAGUUUGAUUCAGGAUCACUGCGAUUUUAAUUAACCUCUGCAUCGCCACUGAACAGAACAAUUAUAUCCAUAUAUGUACAAUGAAAACAAAUUCACACUGCUUAUAUCUUUAUGGAACAAACAUUCAAAACGCUUACAUUAGAUACAAAAGAAAAGAUAUUUAUAUAUCAUAUGUGUGACGGAAAUGUUAAAAAGCUAGUUAACAGCAAUUAGAAAAUGAAAUCAUACAGGCAAUUUAUUACAUGUUGUCCUCUAUACAUUUCAUCUAAUCUAUUAAAACAAAUGUUUUUUUUUUGUUUGUUUGUUUGUUUUUUUUCCCCUUCCUCUAGCUGAUUACGUUUCAACGAGUCACAGGAAUGAAACCUUAUUUCUACAGGGCAUUUCAAAAGAAACAAAACAAAUCAAUAAAAGGAAAUCUGUUAACUACAAUAUGUACACAAAGUGCAUGGAGGCACUUCAAAAUGUCAUGCUUUUAAGAUAGUGGUGCAAAAAAAAAAAAAAAAAA
This is a messenger RNA of Poecilia reticulata (guppy), 6181 nucleotides long. It is a transcript of the gene cd44b, whose product is annotated as CD44 molecule (IN blood group) b. Gene Ontology annotation, biological process: cell adhesion; positive regulation of ERK1 and ERK2 cascade; inflammatory response. NCBI's taxonomy places the organism in Eukaryota, Metazoa, Chordata, Actinopteri, Cyprinodontiformes, Poeciliidae. Gene Ontology annotation, cellular component: plasma membrane; macrophage migration inhibitory factor receptor complex; basolateral plasma membrane. Gene Ontology annotation, molecular function: cytokine receptor activity; hyaluronic acid binding. The record is from RefSeq and is a predicted model, not a curated record.